AAGUAUGGUGCGGAAAAAAUAAAGCAUUGAAUUUGGCUGUCGUUUAUUUGAUAAAGGCAAUUCAUUUGGUAUAACCUGACGCGGCCAAUGAUGAUACCUAUGACAGUUCAUUUUUGUAUGGAGUAACUGUCAAUAUCAAAUGUUUUUGGGCCUUUUUUUGGUACUGAAACACUUUUUUUAUUCAGAAAUAUAAAAAUAGGGUAAAAACCUAUUUCUACAAUUAUUCUUUAAAUUAUGUCUAUCCAAAAGUGUAUUCGAGGAACUGUCAUAGGGAUCAUCAUUCGCCGCGUCAAGUAAUAGUUAAGGUGUACGUAAUACAGUAAAAAUAGUUAUGUCACGUCCAUUCAGAGAUAUAUAAAGAAAAAAAGAUGCAACAAAAAUGAGUGAAUAACAAAAUCUGGUUAACAAUAUAUUGUGAAGUAUCAGGAUUCUCAUAUUUUGUUUUUGGGCUUACAUGUACUUGUUAGGGAUAUCUCACUGCCUAAAUCGGAAUAUUAAGAAUCAAUAACUUGUCAUGGACAUUUCAAACGGUUCUACUGUGCGCGUCCUUGGACGUGUGUGAACUGCAUGAUGUGUUAAAUUCAUAAUUCCAAUUUAAAACAUAUCCUCAUACUCCUUGUCCCCCAACGAGCAAGAGACCUUGCAUGGGCUGUACGGAGUAGAAGCAUAAAAGCAGUUUGCUUAUUUGCCUGAGGUCUCACCUCAUUCUAAUGUAGGUCUCAACUCAAGUGUUAUGUUUUACAAGAUGCAGGGAAAUCCGAGGGAAAACCGGAGUUCACAAAUUAUAGUCAUCGUUCUCUGUCACUCUAAUUGCGCCUAAAUUGGUGUAAAAGAGAAAGAUGUGAUGUGAAGAGACCCUUCAUCGCGCACGGAGCCUCAGUAUUUGUACGAAUUUUAACAUGUAGGCUGGCAACACACUUUUGUUCAGUCAAGUAAAAAAAAAUCGUGUCCGGUCCGUCUGCCUGCCAUUGUUGUGAUCAAAACAAAAAUUUAAUUAAUUUUGAAUAUGAGCAAGAGAAAGGACAAGAGCAAUUCCGGGUCGAGCUCGUCGGUGACGACGCGGAGCAGGAUGAGCAUGGACAGAAAAGUUCAGUACCGGAAUUUCCUUGAAGGGUUCUCAAAACUCGAACUGGAAGGGGCCAGUAUGGAUGAGAAGAUGGAGUACACAUCCAACGUCAUCAAGGAGGCCGACGCGCUGCUCCAGCAGGGCUCCAUGGAGGACCGAGUCAAGAACCCAACGGAGAGUUUCCUAGCGUCGCGGGUGCUGCGAGCGGCCAGCCAGAUGGCGGCCACGUGCGCCGCCGGCGUGUCCGGCGCCGUGCACGUGUACGACCGUCGGGAGCUCGCCGCGCACAUCAAAGAGAAACCUGAAUUCUGGAGCGUCCUGUUCCCGCUGGAGGCUCCCGCUACCUGCUCGCUGUUCGGGGCCUUCGACGCCGCGCCGCCGGAGGAGCGCCCGCGGCCCGGCAGGAGGAGGGCGGAGCGCCAGGCCCUGGCGGAGAAGAAGGCGCCGGCCAAUGUGGACAAAAUGGACAAGACAGAGGAAGGCGCAGAAAUGGUAUCCCGCGUGAAACGCUUCGUGACCAAGACCUUCGAGCGCACCGGCGCGCCGCUCAGCUACUUCCACACCGUGCUCGACCCGGGCAGCUUCGCCCGGUCUGUGGAGAACGUGUACCAUCUGUCCUUCUUGGUCAGGGAGGGCGCUGUGUCCUGCCAUGUCGAUGAAGAGCACGGGCUGCCCUUCAUAGCGCCCGUCGCGGAGAAGGCCCGCGGCGGCCAAGCCAAGGAACACCAGUUCAUAGUGAGCCUGGACAUGCAGCGGUGGCAGGAGCUGAUAAAGGCGUUCAACAUCGAGCAGCCGAUGAUGGUGCUCAGGCGGCAGUGACCGUGAGCCGUGACGACCAUGUCUUGUUCGACCAGUGACACUGUAUACACCGUGGGAACGAGUAACCUGACAUAUUUUAACACGCUUUCCGGAGAUAGUAAAUAGCAAAAAAUGUUAUAUGACUUUUGGUGAAAUUCGGCAUAAAAAAAAAUGUAUGUGUGUGUUUUCUGCACACGAUACGUUACUGAUACACCUUAGUGAAAAAAAAAGAACAUUACAACGAAUAAGUUUUUUUAAAUUUACAAAUAAAUUUUGCUUAUUUCCUUUAAAACUUUAGUGUCUGUGGCUAUACUCUGUAUCUUAAGGUAUUUAAAUAAAAGUAAACAAAAUCUACCCUUAAACGGCUCCUUAAGCCAGUUGAGGGUAGAUGAAAACAUUACAUGAUCAAAUAAUGUAGGUUAAAGUCAGGUCGUUCAGUGACAGAUCCAGGCGGUUUUGUAUUGGGUUGGUUAACCAAUAAAUGUUAUAACUACCCGAAAAUUUACAAACUGCUUGUUUACUUUUAUUUAAAUACGUAAAUAUAAAUACAGAGUAUAGGUGUGUCUAAACCAAGUCACGUAGUGCCAGUGUGGCAGCCAAAAACGCGAUUUUCACUGAGUUAUUAAAAUUUUCACAAGAACAUCUAUAUUCUAUAACAAGAUCGAUUUCAGAAAACUUUAUAUGGCAUUUUAAUCUCUAAAUGCGGUCAAAAAUACACAUUUAAUAUCUGUCGGGUUACUCGUUCCCACUGUGUAGAUUUAAUAUAUUAAUUAUUGAACGAUACCAUAAUAAAUGUGACGUUUUUAGCCAAAAGAUGCUUUAGUUACCAAUAAUACGCAUUCCACCUGCCUCCUCUCGAGUUGCAGGCGUCCAUGGGCUACGGUGACUGCUUACCAUCGGGCGGGACGCAUGCUUGUUUGCCACCGGCGUGGUAAAUUUUCAUCUUUAUAUCAAAAGCGUCUUUUGGUUCAGAACGACACAAAUUAUCUUGAAAAUUUAAUAUUUUAUUAAUUGUUAGCACUGAAUUUAAUUGUGCAAUUUUGUAUUUGGUCGACUGAUGAUACUCUUGAUUGGGCUGUUCCCACUAGUUACCACUAACUUGAUUUGGUGGUAACCAGUGGGAAUUAUUUUUCCCAGUUGUUACCAGUGGUAAAAGGAGGGAAUUUUUUUCCCAGUAGUUACCAUCCAAUCAAGUUGGUGGUAACUAGUGGGAAUUAUUUUUCCCAGUAGUUACCAGUGGUAAAAGGUAGGAAUAUUUUUCCCAGUAGUUACCAUCAAAUCAUGUUAGUGGUAAGUAGUGGGAAUUAUUUUUCCUAGUAGUUACCAGUGGUAAAAGGUGGUAAAAAUUUUCCCAGUAGUUACCAUCAAAUCAAGUUGGUGGUAACUAGUGGGAAUUAUUUUUCCCAGUAUUUAUCAGUGGUAAAAGGUAGGAAAAAAUUCCCAAUAGUUACCACUGGUAAGAACUUGGUGAUAACUAGUGGGAACAAUCCUCGUGAUUCUAUUGAUAGUUAUUACUUUAGUUCCUGCGCCAAAGAGCAAAUAAAUGUACAGAUCUAACCAUUCUAACCUCUCUCCUAAUAGUACAACUGGUUUGUGAUAUGCAAUAAACAAUUCAUUCAUAGGGAGCGUGCAUGAACUGUAGGAGGCAGCACAGGAGCUGUCAGAUUUUUGGCGCGAGGCGUAAAUGUGAUGUUUAUUGUUCCGAUGUAGCUCACAAGAUGGCAGAACCUACUAUGCACAAGAAAACACUUGACGUGUAAAUGUGCCUGUUUAUGGUUCCGAUUCAGAGCACAAGAUGGCAGACCCUCCAACGCGCACGGUCCCUAUACAUUACGAUACAAGUGCGAAAAAUAGGAAAAUUGAAACGAGUGGCGAUAAAUUAAAACACGACCGAAGGGAGUGUUUUAAAUCGACACGAGUUGCGAAUUACCUAUUCGUACUUGUAUCGUACAACGUUUUACAGUACAUAUGGCCCUUUAAAUGUUCGACACAGUAACGUAAUAUGCAAAUUUUCGCACUAGUACUAUAAAGUAGCACCAUAUGUACUGUAAAAGUUCUUUAUACAUUCACGGACAUAAAUAGUUGAGCUAUUUAUAUAACUUUACAUUGGACAUUUCAUACAGUUAGUAUUGAUAACCAUAUUAGCUUGAAACCGAAAUGGCUUAACUAUUAACGUCCGUGACUGUAUACCCGUUCGCUUCGAGUUGGCCGUCGGCGUCGUUCUAUAAUAACUUCACAGAUACAAUUAUUAGUAAUCGACAAAAAAUGACAUUCUUCACUCAUCCCGAGUCUUAUAUACCGGGUGUGGCCUGUACAGGAGCAAAAAAAAUUAAACUAGGCUGUACUCCUCAAACUGACCAACAUUUGACAGCAGCUUUUAAAAUAGUACAUUACGAUACAAGUGCGAAAAAUAGGAAAUUCGAAACGAGUGGCGAUAAAUUAAAACACGACCGAAGGGAGUGUUUUAAAUCGACACGAGUUGCGAAUUACCUAUUCGCACAUGUAUCGUACAACGUUUUACAGUACAUGUGGCCCUUUAAAUGUUCGACACAGUAACGUAAUAUGCUACUUCUCGCACUAGUGCUAUAAAGUAGCCCCAUAUGUACUGUAAAUAACUUUUAUUUUGAUUUUUAGAACACUUUAAGGUUUAUUCUAAUGCGCAAUGUAUUUCGAAUUUUGUUAUGUUUAAAGCGUGACAAUCAACGUCAAUUACACCGAUGACAGCGUACAUUGAAGGUAAUAUUUAAUAUGUAUGAAAAAUAGGAAGUCUAAAGAAUUCAUAAUUAUCAAAAAUCGCUGAACAAAUGUUGGUAAGUGUGAGGAGUACAGCCUACAGUUAAAUUUAUUGCUCGUGUUACAGGCCACACCCGGUAUAGAGAUAUCGCGGUAGUCGUGAAGUAAUGACGACCGGUUUGGCCUAGUGGGUAGUGACCCUGCCUACGAAGCUGAUGGUCCCGGGUUCAAAUCCUGGUAAGGGCAUUUAUUCGUGUGAUGAGCAU
Messenger RNA from Cydia pomonella (codling moth), 4863 nucleotides. It is a transcript of the gene Nse4, whose product is annotated as non-structural maintenance of chromosomes element 4 homolog A. The record is from RefSeq and is a predicted model, not a curated record. The transcript is spliced from 7 exons. Gene Ontology annotation, biological process: DNA repair. Gene Ontology annotation, cellular component: Smc5-Smc6 complex; nucleus. Bases 1007 to 1885 code for a protein of 292 amino acids. Lineage: Eukaryota; Metazoa; Arthropoda; Insecta; Lepidoptera; Tortricidae.